Messenger RNA from Paramisgurnus dabryanus, 4361 nucleotides. It is a transcript of the gene nfatc1, whose product is annotated as nuclear factor of activated T cells 1. Gene Ontology annotation, cellular component: transcription regulator complex. Gene Ontology annotation, biological process: cytokine production; regulation of transcription by RNA polymerase II; calcineurin-NFAT signaling cascade. The record is from RefSeq and is a predicted model, not a curated record. Gene Ontology annotation, molecular function: transcription factor binding; RNA polymerase II cis-regulatory region sequence-specific DNA binding; DNA-binding transcription factor activity, RNA polymerase II-specific. Lineage: Eukaryota; Metazoa; Chordata; Actinopteri; Cypriniformes; Cobitidae.
CAGUGCGUCACCAGAACCCCUGGAAACUAACAUGCAAGUCCAGAAUAGAGAAUUAAACGAGUUAGAGAAACUGUAUUAAAAUAACAUUCAUAUUCAUUUUUUGCGUGUUUAAGCGCUUUAAGAUUUGAAAUCCGUUAGUUUGCCCGUGACUGGAAUACACAUCUGUUGCGGUUGAAGUGAACACAAUUGUGUCACAGAUAUCCAAAGUCAUCACUAUACUGGGAAAUAAAGCGCUGGUCGGACACAGUCGUGCGUCUUGGGAAAGUGCGUUGAACUUGGCGGCAGAGUUCACCCGACAGCAUGAAGUCCGCUGAGGAAGAUGUGUACAGUUACAGCCCAAACACCACCAUCUCUCUUCCUCUGAGCAAUCCCUGCCCAUCCUCCCAAUAUCACAACCUGCAGACUGCUUCCUUGUCAAUAUCCAUCAGUCAGCCUUCCUCUUUCUCCCCCCAUGACGAUAUGAGCACAGUGGGCUACUUCCAAACGUCCGGCCCUCGGUCUAAUGGAGCUCCAACGCUGGAGAGUCCUCGCAUCGAGAUUACAGCCUACGGCCAGUUCCCGGAGGAUGCAGUGGAGGAGAACAGCAUGCCUGUUGCCAAGCGAGUCAAUUCCAUUGUGACGUUAACGUUGCCCAAUGUUGACGGUUAUCGUGACCCCACUUGCCUCAGCCCUGCAAGCAGCGUGUCCUCCCGUAGUUGCCACUCGGAUGCGUCGUCGUACGAGUCUGGCUUCUCGUAUAACUACGAUAAUUCACCUCAGAACUCGCCAUGGCAGAGUCCCUGCGUCUCCCCUAAAGGUUCCUCAUCACUGCAGUCUUGCACCCUUGGUGCUUCUCCAAGACAUUCUCCAUCUGGUUCUCCUCGUACAAGUAUCACUGACGAUAACUGGAUGGUCCCUCGAGGGUCGCGACCAAAUUCCCCUUGUGGCGGCAAGAGGAAGUACAGCUUCAACGGCAGUCAGUCGCACAAGUACAAUCCGUACUCGCCAAACCAAUCACCGGGGCUGUCUCCACAAACUUCACCUCGUCUUAGUGUGAGUGAGGACACCUGGAUGCCCAACACCAACCAGUACACCAACUCUGCUAUCGUUGCCGCCAUUAACGCCCUCACCACCGACGGAUUAACAGAUCUUGGGGAAGGGAUCCCUUUGAAGGCCCGCAAGACCAGUCUGGAGCACAACGCCUCAAUGAACCUAAAAGUAGAACCAGGUGGAGAGGAGACCGGAUCUCUGGAGCUUUGCCAGGAAGACUUCUCCUCAACACGUCUGCCCUUUAAAAAAGAAACCUAUUGCAGUGGCUUUUUGGACGUUCCACAACAUCCAUAUUGGUCCAAGCCAAAGCCUUACAUGAGUCCAUCUUUGCCUGCUCUUGACUGGCAGUUGCCUUCUAGUUCAGGACCCUACAGCCUACAGAUUGAUGUUCAACCCAAAUCCCAUCACCGUGCUCACUACGAGACUGAGGGAAGCAGGGGGGCUGUGAAAGCACUGGCAGGAGGACAUCCAGUGGUCCAGCUUCACGGCUACAUGGAGAGUGAGCCUUUGACCCUGCAGCUGUUUAUCGGCACUGCAGAUGACCGUCUCCUGCGACCUCACGCCUUUUAUCAGGUCCAUCGAAUAACCGGAAAGACCGUGUCCACGCCAAGCCACGAAGUGCUGCAGUCCAACACCAAAGUUCUGGAGAUUCCUCUACUCCCCGAGAGCAACAUGAGGGCCAUAAUCGACUGCGCUGGAAUUCUCAAGCUGCGGAACUCCGACAUUGAACUCCGGAAGGGAGAGACAGACAUCGGUCGGAAGAACACGCGUGUGAGGAUGGUGUUUCGCGUUCACAUCAACCAGCCAAACGGCAGGACUGUGUCCCUACAGGCGGCAUCCAACCCCAUCGAGUGCUCCCAGCGCUCAGCACAGGAGCUGCCCCUCGUGGAUAAACAGAACAUGGAAAGCUGUGGAGCUUCAGGAGGCGAGCAGAUGCUUCUCAGUGGGCACAACUUCCAGCCCGACUCCAAGGUGGUGUUUGUGGAGAGAGCACAAGAUGGCCAUCACAUAUGGGAAAUGGAAGCCAAAGUGAACAGAGAGUCCUUUAAAUCUGUGAGUUUGCUUGUGGAAAUUCCACCAUACCGGAACCAAAGAAUAUCCAGCCCGGUUCAAGUGAAUUUUUACGUGUGCAACGGCAAACGAAAGAGGAGCCAGUACCAACGUUUCACGUACCUGCCCACAAACGUACCAACCAUAAAAACAGAGCCGCACGACGACUACGACCUCCCCCAGGUAUGUACGCCGCUGCAUCCCGCCGGGUUGGCUUUGCAUCCAAAGCCCUACUACAGCCCCCCAGCGCUGACUCCCAUGAUGCCCACAGAACUACGGCCCUGCGUCACAAGCUCAUUUGUAACCAGCCCUCAGAGACUGGUGGCAAAACCCACCUCCUUGUCCUGUUCGUCCUCCCCAAGCACCAGCCCCACACUACAGGAUCUUUCUCCACCUCACCUUCCUACUAAGUGCCUACCUGCAGGAUCAAACCUGGGGCCCCAGUCUCCUACAAUCCCACACGUAUCCGCCAUUCAGCCGACGCCUGGACGCUACCCACAGCCCAUCCUUUACCCGACGGGAAGCGCCUCGUCCUCUCCGGGCUCCCAUCCUUCAACCCCAAACUCAGCACCAGAACUCCCCUUCACUCCCAACCAUGGUUUAACCCAAUCACAGGCCACCAGCGAGGCCCCAGUGCUGGCGGCUCAGAUAACCAAAGGACCGGCGAGGGGUGGAUCGUCGCCCCUCCUGCAAGAAGAGGAAGAAACCCCCACCAUGCUGGCUGUCAGCAUCAAGCAGGAACCGCAGGAACUGGAUCAGAUGUACCUUGAUGAUGUUAAUGAAAUCAUCAGGAACGAUCUCUCCAGCAUUUCCGUGCACAGCCACGCGUAGCAGCUGAAGGUCCCUCUGAGAAAACCACAGCGAUCACAGACUCCUGAAGAUCCAGAUUAACAAGACCUGACUCUGACAACCAUCAGAACUGACUGAACUCUGCUUCUUCUAUUUCCACGGGGGACUGAAAGCACAAAAGAAAAGUGCACUUCACUCCAAAAUUUAUCAGCGCGUCCUGCCAAUACAGAGUGCGCUCUUAUGGACCAAAUUAUUUCUCGUUUUUUUCCCUAUAUAUAUAUAUACUCUCUUGUACUCGUGUAGCUUUUUAAAUUAUUACCAUAAGUGCAGUUUGAACACCGCCUCUGUACACAAUCGUGUAUAUUUCUAAAAAGAAGAUUUGCAUCGAAGACAAACUUGAGUCUGGUCACAAAUCAGCAACUUUGCAGGCCAAGAACCAGACACGCGGUGGACACAUGCACAGAUCUAAAUUAUAACCCAUGCCUUUUUGUGUUAUGUUGGAUGCAACGCUGGCUCUUUUGUUUAUAUGUUUUUGUUAUAUUUCAUCAUGUAAUGGCACAAUUAAGUGAAGUAUCUAUUUCUCAACUAUUGACACGGAUUGCCUUUGUGGGCAGAUUUGUUUAUUUUGAAGCCUUUACCGCGUUGGUAAGCCCGAGAGGCCUUAUUGACUUGCCUUAAAACCUUAUGCCGGAUUGUAGUUUUGUUCUUCAUUUGACAGCAGAUGUCUGUGUCUACUUAUGUCUGAAAAGCCAUUCCAAUGUUUAUAGCUUUUUUAUAAUGGGGUAUGAUUACUUGUUAACUGGAAUUGUAUGAAUAGACUAGACUAGACUAGAAUUUAUUUAUUUGGAGUGAGCUGGAAUAAUCAAACGCAGGCCAUAAGGGAGGUAUAGCAAAUCGAUUCCCUCAUCGGUCACAUUUCAAUAAAAGUUGUGACCAGAGAAUGACUGGGCUGGCAUUGUCAACCAUUCAAUAUUAUUAUUCUAGCAAGGCACGAUUGUUUCCGCUCUGUUGAACUGCCUCUGAACAGCAUACGUUUCACUAUAACUGCCUCUCUGACCUGAUGGUUUACUGCACUGUGCCUUAAAGUGUUUAUUAAGCAGGAAUACUUUUUAUAUGUAUUUUUUGUCCUCUCGAAUUAUAAACGUAAUGCAUGUUUCUCAGCAUAUAAUGAGAUUUUGGGCAGGAGUUUAAGUCCUGUACAUUGUAUCCUUUGUCUGUAGAUCAUUAGGCAAUAUAUGCACUUUAAUUUGUAUUUUUCUUUAACAGCAUUUCGAGAAUACCACAUUGUUUCCUUUUGUUGUUAUUGACAAUCAGGCCUAAUUCACAAAGGGAAUAUAUUCUUCCACAGGGUAUCAACAAUCAAAUUGUUGAUCGUUUUUCUUUCAUGUGUAUGUAUAUGUAUUUACCGAUGCUAGUCAUGUUUCUACGGAGCAAGCGUUAUCGUUUCAGUACCAAAAUAUGCACAAUAAAAUCAUGCUUUGUUGGCUCUUUUA